UGAGCUACAUCCCCAUAUUUCUAUUUGUUUGUUUACUAUCUUCAGAAAUCAUAUAUUUAUACUCAAAAAUUCAGUACUUCAGCAGACCACAGCACAGUUGAUAAGUCUUUUCAUUUCCAGGAUCAUUUGGCCGGACCAGCACCACCACCUGCUGCAAUGCUGCGGAGAAUCAUAACUCGCUCUUCUCUAUCAAAACGAUGUCGUUUCCUCAUCAGUCAACCUUCCCCCGUUGACUCUUUCCGUCGAUGUUCUUCUUCAAUUGCCUCCUCUCACCUUCCGCCUUCAACUUCCGACCAACAACCGCCGGCAUCCUCUGACUUCACUUCUCAACCGCCCACCACAAUAUCCGUCGACCGGUCCGGAUUGAACAACCCCCCUGAGCAUUCUCAUGAACCGUCUUCAGAUUCAGAACUUGUUAAGCAUCUCAAAGCAUUAUUAAGGUUCCUUCCCUUUUCUUUCUUUAGAGGGGGUCCAAUAUCAGUUGCUGAAUACAUGGAGGAAGUCCUGAUAAAUCCAAAAGCUGGGUUUUAUAUCAAUCGGGAUGUUUUUGGUGCAGAAGGUGACUUUAUAACCUCCCCCGAAGUAAGCCAAAUGUUUGGAGAGAUGGUUGGUGUUUGGGCAAUGUGUUUGUGGGAGCAAAUGGGGCAACCUAAUGAGGUCAAUCUAGUCGAGCUUGGCCCUGGAAGAGGAACUCUCAUGGCCGAUCUCUUACGAGGUGGUUCAAAAUUUGAAAAGUUUACAACAUCCCUACACAUACACAUGAUUGAAGUGAGUCCAGCAUUAAAGAAUAUCCAAAAGACAACCUUGAAAUGCAAUAACGAGGAUGGCGCUGAUGAAAAUACUGCUACCACCUUGACUGGAACGCCUGUUUCGUGGCACUCGACCCUAGAUGAGGUUCCAACCGGAGUGCCAACAAUUAUUAUUGCUCAUGAAUUCUUUGAUGCUUUACCCGUUCAUCAAUUUCAGAAAGCUUCCCGUGGAUGGUGUGAAAAGAUGAUUGAUGUUGCUGAAGACUCAAAGUUCCGUGUCGUGCUCUCACCUCAGCCUACCCCAGCAACUCUCUAUCUUUUAAAGCGUUGCAAAUGGGCUCAGACUGAAGAGUUGAGUAAAUUAGAACAUAUAGAGGUUAGCCCCAAGACAAUGGAUCUGACACAAACUAUUGCUAAGAGAAUAGGUACUGAUGGUGGCGGGGCACUCAUUAUAGAUUAUGGCUUGGAUGGGAUUGUCUCUGACAGUCUUCAGGCAAUACGAAAACAUAAAUUUGUUAAUAUGUUGGAUGAUCCUGGUUCCGCUGAUUUAAGUGCGUAUGUUGACUUUCCUGCAAUUAGGCACUCCGCUGAGGAAGUUUCAGAAGAUGUGUCCGUGUACGGCCCCAUCACUCAGUCUCAGUUUCUUGGUAAUCUUGGAAUAAAUUUUCGUGUGGAAGCUUUACUACAAAACUGCACAGAGGAGCAAGCCGAAUCUCUGAGAACAGGGUACUGGCGGUUGGUAGGGGAGGGUGAAGCCCCAUUUUGGGAAGGUCCGGAUGAGCAGACACCUAUAGGAAUGGGUAGUCGCUAUCUGGCAAUGGCUAUUGUUAACAAGAAGCUAGGUACUCCCGUCCCUUUCCAAUAGGAUCAUGCCAUAAAAAGGCCAUUGGUAGUUACAGGCUGCUUAAAGCUAAUGCUCUAAGAACAUUAUGGUAGAUCAUAUAUUGGACUUUUCAUAUAUUGACUUAUAGGCGGUAGUGUACGGUUUAAACGUCUUUUAUGGAGUGCUGCAACAUGUACCAAAAUAGCUGAUUUAUAAGAGGCCCGAGUCGAUGGAUAUCAUAUAUAUCUUUUUUUCUUA
Messenger RNA from Erigeron canadensis, 1830 nucleotides. Its product is annotated as protein arginine methyltransferase NDUFAF7, mitochondrial-like. Bases 157 to 1614 code for a protein of 485 amino acids. The record is from RefSeq and is a predicted model, not a curated record. Gene Ontology annotation, cellular component: mitochondrion. Gene Ontology annotation, molecular function: protein-arginine omega-N symmetric methyltransferase activity. The transcript is spliced from 10 exons. Gene Ontology annotation, biological process: mitochondrial respiratory chain complex I assembly. Lineage: Eukaryota; Viridiplantae; Streptophyta; Magnoliopsida; Asterales; Asteraceae.